This is a messenger RNA of Guillardia theta CCMP2712, 403 nucleotides long. RefSeq lists its product as hypothetical. NCBI's taxonomy places the organism in Eukaryota, Cryptophyceae, Pyrenomonadales, Geminigeraceae. The record is from RefSeq and is a predicted model, not a curated record. Bases 40 to 258 code for a protein of 72 amino acids. The transcript has 3 exons.
AACCCUUGCAAUCAUGUCUUGCCGGCUGGCAGCUGCGACAUGCGCUUUGAGAUGUUGACAGUGCUUCGUGCUUGCAAUGCUCGGUUGAUUGCUGUCGGCGGCAUGUGCCCUGACAACUCCGAUGCUCUCUACUCCAAGGACUGGAACCCCAAGUACAGCCGCAAGGAGUUGAUCGAGCACGGAGUCUGGAUGACCAAGAAGCAGCUCAGGAAGGAGAAGCGCGCGGAGGAGGAGAGCGUUCAUCACCACUUUUCUUAAGAUUGGACAACCUAAGACAUGACUUGGUCUUUGUCGGGGUUCGUGCGCACUGGCGGAGCAAGCGUUGCUAUUUUUUUCUACGAUCUUGCAUGUUUGUAGGAGCUUUGUGGUUGAUUGAUUAUUAAGAAUGAACAUGUUUCUGUGC